AUGAAGUUGAACAUUGCCAACCCAGCCACUGGCUGUCAAAAAUUAAUUGAAAUCGAAGAUGAACGUCGUCUAAUAGAUAUGGAAAGUAACGAUUAUGCAUGCAGCUUCCCGGCCGUCGAAAUCUAUAAGAUCAGUAUCAGUGUAGAACAGUUUAUGCUCAAUUGUUAUCCUUUUAUGGCUGUUAUUGUUUAUGCAUCAAUGCUGCCAAUAAGCGAAAGUCGUGGCUUCUACGAUAAGCGUAUGGCACAAGAAGUCUCCGGUGACUCCCUUGGUGACGAAUUCAAGGGUUAUGUUUUCCGUAUCACCGGUGGUAACGACAAGCAAGGUUUCCCCAUGAAGCAAGGCGUUCUUUUACCUCACCGUGUUAAGCUCUUGAUGUCCAAGGGCCACUCUUGUUACCGUCCUCGCCGUACUGGUGAACGUAAGAGAAAAUCUGUCCGUGGUUGUAUUGUUGGCUCUGAUCUUUCUGUCUUAUCCCUUGUUGUUGUUAAGCAAGGUGAACAAGAUAUUCCUGGUCUUACUGAUACUACCGUCCCUAAGCGUCUUGGUCCCAAGCGUGCCUCCAAGAUUAGAAAGUUCUUUAACUUGAGCAAGGAAGAUGAUGUUCGUAAGUACGUUAUUCGUCGUGAAGUUCAACCCAAGACCGAAGGUAAGAAGCCUUACACCAAGGCUCCUAAGAUCCAACGUCUUGUUACUCCUCUUACUCUUCAACGUAAGAGACAUAGACAAGCUAUCAAGCGUAGAAGAGCAGAAGCUUCUCGUGAAGCUGAAGCCGAAUAUAAGCAAUUGCUCGCUAAGCGUGUCAAGGAACAAAAGCAAGAAAAGGCUGAACGUCGUCGCACAUCUUCUAUGCAAAAGUCUGCCUCUGCUUGAAUGUAGUUCUUGAUUUCAACUUACACAUUUGACAUACUUCCAUGAUAUAUAUACACGCUCCUCUUUCGACUAUUUUCUCCAUUUGGGAUAAAUUGCAAAGACCUACUACAGUAGCAUAACUUUUACCUUCUCGCUUUCUGCUCUUCUCAAUCAUCUUUCACAUAAUAAAAAGUAUUUUAUUAGGAAAGAUACAGGAUCAAAGCUUCAGCAUUUUGAAGAAAACCGUGCAGUGGGCAUAAGCAAACUGAAAGUGAA
Messenger RNA from Mycotypha africana, 1128 nucleotides. RefSeq names its product ribosomal protein S6e-domain-containing protein. Gene Ontology annotation, biological process: translation. Gene Ontology annotation, molecular function: structural constituent of ribosome. Lineage: Eukaryota; Fungi; Mucoromycota; Mucoromycetes; Mucorales; Mycotyphaceae. The coding region runs from base 1 to 873 and encodes 290 amino acids. Gene Ontology annotation, cellular component: ribosome. The record is from RefSeq and is a predicted model, not a curated record. The transcript is spliced from 5 exons.